UAUGGAUAUAUAUCCUCGACUCAUUCAUCUUUAACCUAAAUCCCAAAUGCAACUCAUUUUCAUUCCAAACUAACACACAAUCAGAAACCAGAGUCAUUCCCAUUGAAGAAGAAGUAGUGGAAGAAGAGAUGAGCAGCAGAAACCCCACUUCACCAAACAGGAUGGCCGUUUUUUCAACGCCUUCUCUGAAGAUUAAGGAAAAUAUGCAUUUCCAAGCUACCGUCACAUGUUUGUCACAAAUGAAAACCAUCAAAGUUAUCAAGGAGAAAUUAAAUGCUAAGCAAAUGGAGAAGUUUAGAGACACAUGUUUCGGGCAUCUAAUGUGCAUGCCUAAACUCAAAUUCUGUGGAAAUGUUGUGCAUAGUCUGUUGCUAAGAGAGUUAGGAGGUCCUUGCCUCAACGACGAGGCCAUGCAGUUUUUGGUAGGAGGACAUGUGAUCCAAUUCUCCGCACAGGAUUUUUCACUAGUAACAGGUCUUUCUUUGAAAACAAGGCCAAACAUAGAGAAAGACCCACUUUUUUUGUCUCAUAGGCUUCGGCAUAAGUAUUUUUCCGGUUCUAAGUCUAUUAGCAUGUAUACGUUGGAAGAAACUUUUAUAAAUUGUGAACACGAAGAUGAUACCGUAAAAUUAGCAUUAGUUUACCUUUUAGAGUUUUUCUUGUUGGGUAAAGAUAAAAAAACUUACAUAGAUUUGAGGUUCCUCCAAAUAGUUGAUGACCUAGAUGAAUUCAACAUGUACCCUUGGGGUCUAGUUUCAUAUGAACGGACUUUUUCUUCCCUGGCUAUUGCAUUGAGGAGGCGAGCAGAGAAGUUCAAAGAAAAGCAACGAACAAAUCCUAAUCACUGGCAUGAGACUUACUCCUUGAGGGGAUUCCCCUUUGCUUUCCAGGUUUGGGCCUAUGAAAAUAUUCCCAAACUUGGGGAAGCAUUUGCCCAGAGGAUCGAUCCUGUGAACUGUUUUCCUCCUAUUCUGAGAUGGACGUGCGAGACUGCCCCAUCCUAUGUUGCCAUCCAAACCGAGGUCUUCAACUGCAGCAAUUUGGACGUUUUAUCACCUGUUCCCAUCUCUUACAAGAAACCACAACGUUAUUGCAAUGUCAAAUUGGAGAAGAGGGAUGAGGACGAUGAAUCUGAUCCGAUGGAAGAGUUGGAAGACAACUCUGACCACCAUGACACAUUUGCAGAGGAGGCUUACGAGGAGGAGUAUGAUCAGAAGCCAUCAAAGAGGUUGAAGGCUAAUAAGAACGCGUCCAGUGAGAUUAACGAGCUGCGCGAGGAGCUUAAAGAGGUGAGGCAGAUGCUAGGAAUGCGUGAAAUGGAGAUCAUAGAGUUGAAGGAGCUGGUCACUACUCAACAACAAACCUUGUACUCACACAUGUUGGAGUCCAGGACCGAGUUUCGGAAAUUGAGGGCGGGCAAAAGAGGUGGACGUGGACGAGGGUAAUCAGGAAAAGUUACACAACAGUCAACUUGAACAGCGAGGUAACCGGAAACAGAUUUCCAGGAUUUGUCAGAUGUCCCAAAGAGAUCCCAGGAAACGGAUUUUGUCUGUAAAAAUGAAUAUCUGGAGUAAAAAAUGUAAAUAUUGCCGUUAUGGUUGUCUCUUAUUCUGUGUGGUUUAAGUAACUAGUAUUUUUUUCGGCAACUUUCUUUUCAAUUUCCCUACACUAAGUUACUAUACAUUAAAACAAC
Papaver somniferum (opium poppy) is the source of this 1693-nucleotide messenger RNA. RefSeq lists its product as uncharacterized. The coding region runs from base 129 to 1445 and encodes 438 amino acids. Lineage: Eukaryota; Viridiplantae; Streptophyta; Magnoliopsida; Ranunculales; Papaveraceae. The record is from RefSeq and is a predicted model, not a curated record. The transcript is spliced from 5 exons.